UGAUAAUCACGUAAAACUAAUUUUUUUGACAUUGACCUUGAAUAAAAUUUUUUCCAUACAUGGAAAUGAUGGAGAACAAUCACAUUUUAUUUUCAAUUGUAUUUUAAACAAUUUUACUGAUUUUCAGCUCGAUGGGAAUUUAUCACGUCUAAUUUGACAGGACUAUUAUUCUAAAACCUUGCCGAAAAAAUCGAUUAGCUGCAAUCAAGUUUUUGCACUCCGCUGAGAAUUCGAGGCACUCCCUUUGAACUAAUUUUUGUCACAUGAAAAAACUCAUAUAAGAUCUUUAGAAUACUUAGAAUAAUUUCUUCCAUUAAUUUCAUAUUUUCUGAAGUAGUUACCGUCACAGGACCUCUUAUACACGUGGAUCAUCUUAAUUCACGUCCUCAGCGAAACAACUAGAACCAAUUUUUAAUUCCACUCUGUUUUUUCAAAAGAACUAGACUAAGUGGUUGCUCUAUUCAAAUAAAAAGAUAUAUGAGACAGAAGAGAACAAGUCUUUCAACCAGACAAACAUAAUUGGUGAGAAAUAAACAAGGAAAGGAAAAUAAAUGUUAGAUACUUGUAUCAGUAAGUCCAAAGGUGGUGAUUACUUACUUACAGAAAUGAAGCAUUCUCCUAAAAAAGCUCGUAGUUUCAUUGUAUCUCGAAAUAUAUAGUAUUACCCUCGUAUGUGGACGGAACAAGCUACUAGAAAUCAAACAGCAGUUAAAACAGUGAAUUUUGGUGCCAAAAUAUUUAUGCUUUGCUAACAAAUAACGCGGUAACUCGUAACCAUAACCAAUUCCCAGUUUUUUUCUAUAGACUUUUCAUCAACUUAACAGGGAGGGACUUAACUCCAACCAGUGUUUAUAUAUACUAAUAAUUUCCAUUACAAAAUAAUUGUUUUUAUUUCUUAUAACGAUUAACUAAUUUUACAUACAAAAUAUUCUCCGUGACGUAAAUAAUAGUAUGCAAUACUUAAAUAUAUAUAAUAUUGUCUUAUAAAUAAUAUCUUGUACUUCCUAUUUAUUAUUUUAUUGAUGUUUCGUCCUUGAUAGAAGCACCUAUAAAACUUUGACGAAAAAAAAUUUACUUAAUAUUUUUCGUUCAAUUAGAUAAUCAAAAUAAAAUGACGAUUAAUAUUUUUCACAUUUUACUUUUGUCUUGUAUACAUUUGGCGACUACAACAACUUCUGUGCCUUACAAGACGAUGUUGGGGGGAUACCGAAUCCCCGUUUUGGGAUACGGAACUUUUACAGUAAUGAAUGAAACUGAGUUAACGAUAGCUCUAAAUGAAGCACUAAAACUUGGCUAUCGACACAUCGAUACGGCUCAAAUAUAUGGAAACGAAUACAUAAUUGGAAAUGUUUUAUCCGAAUGGUUAAUAUCAGGAAAAUUGAAACGUGAAGACCUCUUCGUUACAACAAAACUUCAUGUAAUAAAUGCCUUUCCGGAAAAAGUAGAACAAGCGGUUAAUAAAUCUUUAACUGAUCUUAAAUUGGAUUAUAUAGACUUAUUAUUAAUCCACUGUCCCAUAGCCUUUAAUUUAGAUAGUAAGGGUGGACUUAUAGCGGCUCCUACUGAUCACGUUGGCGUUUGGAAGAAAAUGGAAGAACAAGUAGAUGCUGGUCUAGUUAAAAGCAUUGGACUUUCUAAUUUCAACAUGAGUCAAAUAAAUAGAAUUAUAGCUGCAGCUCGAAUCCCACCUGUAAAUCUACAGAUUGAAGUACACCCAUAUUUUCAGCAAAAAGAGUUGCGGGAGUACUGUCGUCAACACAAUAUACUAGUUGUUGCGUAUUCCUCUUUGGGAUCACCAGGACUUCCGAAAUUUUUCAAAAAUGUUGGUUAUAAAAACACUACUGUACCGAAUAUUUUAGCUGAUCCCGAAAUUGCUAGAAUGUCAAAAAAACAUAACAAGACACCAGCUCAAGUAAUUCUAAGGUUCAUUAUUCAACUCGAUCUUGUUGCUAUACCCAAAAGUACGAACGCUAAAAGAAUCAAAGAAAAUAUCGAAAUAUUCGAUUUUGAAUUGGAUAAUCAGGAUAUGAAGGAUAUGGAAAAACUUGAAAAAGGAAUUAAAACGAAAGUAAUUGAUUUACUAUUUUUAGGACCAAAUGUAGAAAAACACGCGGAAUACCCUUUUACAGAGCUGUUUCAAUAGAAACAAGUCCACGAAAACAAAUUAAGAAUUCACACCGCUUUUUAUUAAUCAUAUAAAUAUAAUUUGUAUUUCUA
Molecule: messenger RNA, 2217 nt
Organism: Diorhabda sublineata
Lineage: Eukaryota; Metazoa; Arthropoda; Insecta; Coleoptera; Chrysomelidae
Product: aldo-keto reductase family 1 member B1-like
Exons: 5
Coding region: 1112-2143 (343 amino acids)
Cellular component (GO): cytosol
Molecular function (GO): aldose reductase (NADPH) activity
Source: RefSeq, a predicted model, not a curated record